Molecule: messenger RNA, 165 nt
Organism: Paramecium sonneborni
Lineage: Eukaryota; Ciliophora; Oligohymenophorea; Peniculida; Parameciidae
Source: the annotation of a GenBank genome assembly
AUGAAAAUCUUAAAUCAAAAUUAAUUACAAGAAGCAUCAGAAACAAUAUGCAAAAUUCAUAGUCAAGGAUUGAUUGCAUUUGAUUAGACUUAUCAGAUAAGGCAAAAUAUAAAUAAGUUUUGGUCAAUGUUUAGUCGAGAAAAUAAAUAAAAAUAAAGUGAAUGA